Molecule: messenger RNA, 2346 nt
Organism: Annulohypoxylon maeteangense
Lineage: Eukaryota; Fungi; Ascomycota; Sordariomycetes; Xylariales; Hypoxylaceae
Product: proline-tRNA ligase-like protein
Exons: 2
Coding region: 250-1923 (557 amino acids)
Biological process (GO): prolyl-tRNA aminoacylation
Cellular component (GO): aminoacyl-tRNA synthetase multienzyme complex; cytoplasm
Molecular function (GO): proline-tRNA ligase activity; ATP binding
Source: RefSeq, a predicted model, not a curated record
UGGAAGAUUGGGCAAUCGCGGGGCAGUUAUUGAAAUUUCCCAGGCCGCGUUAUUGCUACCAAAUACGGUUGUGUACCUUCCUCCUUAUUUGUUCCCCAAGCGGCACUUUCAUCGGAGUGACUCAGAUUUAUUCAGGCAUUACUACAUUCAUUUAAGUUUGUGGUAACAGCUCCCCUUGUUUUCAACUUUAUUCUCUCUCAAAUCAAAAUAUUCCUUCCAAUUCAAUUCUCAGAAAAUCACGAGACAAUCAUGGAGGAGAACAAGCCAGUUGAGCAGUCGAAGAGUGCGUUGAAGAAGGCUGAAAAAGAGGCCAAGAAAGCUGCCGAGAAAGCUGCAAAGGCGGCAAAGCAAGCUUCUCUCCCUGUUGUUGGCGGAAAAAAGGUGGACGAUAUCAUUGGAAUCACCUCUUCGAAAGCCGACAACUUUGCACAAUGGUACCAAGAGGUCGUGCUCAAGGCCGAAAUGGUCGAGUACUACACCGAAAUUUCGGGAUUUUACAUCAUGCGCCCUGCAACCAUGCAUAUCUGGAACGUCAUUCGAAAAUGGUUCACUGAGCGUAUUGAGGCUAUGGGCGUUGACGAAACUAACUUUCCUAUGUUCUUGUCUCAAAAGUCCCUAGAAAAGGAGAAAGACCACGUCGAAGGCUUUGCUCCUGAACUCGCAUGGGUGACGAAGGCUGGUGACAAGAACCUCGAGGUUCCAGUCGCCGUUCGUCCCACAUCCGAAGCCGUCAUGUACCCGUAUUACUCAAAGUGGAUUCGCAGCCACAGAGAUCUCCCCUUCAGAUUGAACCAAUGGAACUCAGUCGUUCGAUGGGAAGCAAAGCAAACCACUCCAUUCCUGAGAGCAAGAGAAUUCUUGUGGCAAGAAGGUCACACCGCACAUCUAACUGAAGAGCUUGCCGGAGAAGAGGUCCUACAAAUUCUUGAACUUUACGCUGGUGUUUACGAGCAACUCUUGGCAGUUCCUGUUGUACGAGGCACUAAGACCGAAAAUGAGAAGUUCGCUGGUGGAUAUUACACCACUACAGUCGAGGGCUACAUUCCUUCUAACGGACGAGGCAUCCAAGGUGCUACUUCACAUUGCUUGGGCCAAAACUUCAGCCGAAUGUUCGAUAUCACAGUGGAAGACCCGAACGAGAAGGGAAAGCACAUCAAUGUUUGGCAGAAUUCCUGGGGUCUGUCAACUCGUGUUAUUGGUGUGAUGGUUAUGAUUCAUGGUGACGACAAGGGAUUAGUCCUUCCCCCGAGGAUUGCCAAAAUCCAGACGAUCUUGAUCCCCGUUGGUAUCACCAAGAGCACUACUCCUGAAGACAAGACAAAGCAUUACGAGAAACUCGAAGAUAUCAAACAGACCUUGAAGAAGGCAGGUGUGCGUGUCGAGGAUGACUUAAGAGAUGGCUAUACCCCGGCCUGGAAGUUUAACGACUGGGAAUUGAAGGGCGUCCCAUUGCGUCUAGAGUUUGGACCGAAGGACGCCGCCAAGGAAGUCGUCAGCUUCGCACGCCGAGAUAAUGGUGAGAAGGGCACCAUUCCUCUAGCAGAACUAAGUACGAAGGUCCCCGAACUCCUCGAGACUAUCCAGGCCGAUAUGUACAGCAAGGCAGAGAAGGCCUACAGAGAGCAUCGUGUUAUCGUGAAGAAGUGGGAUGAUGUAGUCCCUGCCUUAGAUGCCAAGAAUGUCGUUAUUAUCCCCUUCUGUCUCGACGGCAAGUGCGAGGAACAGAUUAAGGAGUUGACAACGGGACGCACGGACGAGGACCCUAAUACCCCAGAGGCUCAAAGAGCCCCAUCGAUGGGCAUGAAGAGUUUAUGUAUUCCCUUCGAGCAGCCGGAAGGCUUGGUCAAGGGUGAGACCAAAUGCCUGAACCCGGAAUGCAAACGACUCGCUGAGAAAUUCGUCAUGUUCGGACGAAGCUACUGAGUCACCAAUUGCUAUAGAUCGCAAGGGUACCCCUUCUCGUUUGUAGCUAUGAAGAUCUUCGUUGGAGUCGGUCAGGCGGGCGUCUAAGAUAUCAAAGGCGAGAGCGGCACAGCACUCUCCAGUUGCAGAUUAUAGUGGAUCUGCUUUCGGAAUAAUGAAAAGCUACUGAUGUAUAACUGGCUGCUUGACACCACUUCCCACACGUAAGAAAAUAAUUGUGCCCUGAAAAAACUAAUAACUAAGGAGCCGUAAGGCUGAAGCGCACAUAAAGCUAACUUAAGCAUUUAUCUUCCGAAGCUAUACGGAUUAUUUCCGCCAUUGGGUCUCACUAAUCAGAAUGUCACCCCCUUAUUAUCACAUAAGAUCAAGCUUUAGCUAUAGUACUCAAGGUUGGUGGGUUGUGAUUCCAGAAAUUCUCUGCAG